AUGUCCUCACCAAAAUCGACCGAUGCUGACCAUGUCCGACAGACUUUGAUGAAGCUCUCUGUUGCCGUUCGCGAGACGACACCUGCUGGCGCGAAACAGGUGUCGCACGCGCCCAAUUUAUUGGCUCGUCCUGUAUACGGUGGCUGUCGCGUCUGUGGUCUUCCUGGUCAUCAGUCUGCUGAUGUUCAACAUCCGGCCGCAUGUCGAGUCGCUCUGCUCUCGCUGAUCGGCUUCUGGGAGGUCGUCGCAGACCACACAUCUUUCCUGUACCAGUAUUCCGAACGCUUUCAGAAGGCUAUCCAAGCCAACGAGCCGACCUAUGCGAUGCGUUUCGAUAAUCGUCCGCUCAAGGGUGGUGACAUGGAGGCUGUGCUUGUAGAUCGCCUGACGGGAAACUUUCUCAAGUUUCUGGCGCAUGUUCGGGGUAUCCGAGCCAAGGUUAAUGUGGUGCUCGACGAAGAGGGUAUAGGCAGGUACGAGCGCGUGGCCAAGAACUUGGAGGGGUUCUUCCUGGGUGGGCUGACCUUGUCCAACCUCUACGAGCGCAGUAUGGCGAUGGAAGAGUGA
This is a messenger RNA of Alternaria arborescens, 567 nucleotides long. RefSeq lists its product as hypothetical. The record is from RefSeq and is a predicted model, not a curated record. Bases 1 to 567 code for a protein of 188 amino acids. The transcript has 2 exons. Lineage: Eukaryota; Fungi; Ascomycota; Dothideomycetes; Pleosporales; Pleosporaceae.